Eupeodes corollae is the source of this 2223-nucleotide messenger RNA. RefSeq names its product esterase FE4-like. NCBI's taxonomy places the organism in Eukaryota, Metazoa, Arthropoda, Insecta, Diptera, Syrphidae. The coding region runs from base 116 to 1738 and encodes 540 amino acids. The record is from RefSeq and is a predicted model, not a curated record. The transcript has 4 exons.
UAAACUUGUCCGGGAAUGAAAUACAAGUGUUUUGUUGUGAGGAUAUUAUUUAACUGCUAAAGUUAAAACUAGUGUUUAUAAAAUAACAGCGCGAGCCACAGUAUUUCGGAAAAAAAUGACUAAUUUGUUAAAAAUAUUUGUCCUGCUAUUAUUUUUGGAACUUUUAUCUGCACAAAUUUCAACACUGGUGGAAACUCAUUUGGGCAAAAUUCGUGGUUCUCUAAUGAAAACAGAAAAAGGUUCCGAUUUCAUAGGAUUUCGAGGAAUAAAAUAUGCUGAACCUCCGAUUGGUGAAAACCGUUUUAAACCCCCCAUUGCUAUAAAACCGUGGUCUGGUGAACUAAAUGCCACUACUGAUGGCUUUAUGUGUCCCCAAGUGGGAAAACCUAUGCAUCUUCUCUCAGAAGAUUGCCUCGUUAUCAAUGUUUAUACGAAGCACUCCAAUAAAAAUCAAUCAGUUGUAGUUUUCAUACAUGGUGGAGCAAAUAUCUAUGGAAAUAGUCAUAGUGAACAUGGAGCUGGGCCUGAGUUCCUCAUGGAAAAUGAUAUUGUUUUUGUGACAAUGAAUUACCGUUUGGGACCAUUUGGUUUUCUAACAACUCGAACAAAAGAAGCCCCGGGAAACUAUGGCUAUUUGGAUCAAGUAAUGGCAUUAGAGUGGGUUCACGAUCAUAUAUCGAAAUUCGGAGGAAAUCCAAGAUCGGUUACAAUAUUCGGAAUAAGUUCAGGAUCAAUUUAUGUAAGUCUCCAUUUGGUGUCGCCACGUUCGCAAGGUUUAUUUCAUAAGGCAAUUAUUAUGAGUGGAUCAGCAACGGCGGAUUAUGAGUUCGAUAAUUUACAUUGGGGCCGAAAGCUAGCUCGUGAGUUGGCAUGCCCGAUUUACAAUCCCCCCGAUGUCUUAGAUUGCUUGAGAAAAUUACCAUGGACGACGAUUGUCAGUGUUGCUAGUUCGUGGGAUUUCUUUAAUAUGACAGAUAUGAAAUGGAGCUAUCAAAUUGAUGGACAUUUUUUGACAAAGCCUCCUACUGUUACAUUUGCCGAGGGAAAUUUCAGCAAAAUCCCAAUUUUAACAGGGCUAACCAAAGAUGAGUACACUUUUAUGUUUAAUAUUCACGAAAAUAACUCGGGGCUAUUGAAUGAUAUUACUUUGAAUUUCGCAAAAUAUGCUCCAAAGUUUUUUGUUCAUAAUUUCGAUGAUCCAAAAAUUGAUAAAACUAAAAUCGUUCAAUCGUUUUAUUUAGGAAAUCAAUCUCUUGCGAAGCAGAAAUUAUCAAACUUUGGUAAAAUUUUUUCUGACUCAAUGGCCAAUUACAGUAUUAAUAGGUUGGUGCAGCUAGCUCGAAAGUUUGUCGAUGUUUAUUAUUAUCGUUUCGACUACUUGGGUAGAUUUGGAGUUUUUGAAAACUGGGAAGGUAAACCACUGGGAGUGAAUCAUGCUGAUGAUCUUCAAUAUAUUAUCAAGAGAAGAAUGUUAAGAAAAACAAUUAAUCCAAACGAUCCCGAGUGGUUUAUGGUAACACGUAUGGUGAAAGUUAUAACAACAUUUGCUGAAACUGGUUCACCGGAGUUAGACGGAGUGAAAUGGCUGCCUUCUAAUAAGACUGCCGUAAAUACCAUGUAUAUUGGAAGAAAGGUAAAGUUAGGUUUUGAACCUUUAAAGGAACGAUUACAACUUUGGGACAAACUAUUUCCAGUGGAAAUAAGUAGCGCACCAGCAGAGCAGGGACCAAUAAUUUAAAAUUUUUAUGUGGGUUAAUUUUUCUCAUGAAUUAUAUCCUUUGCAUUUAUAAAUCAAUAAGAUGGUAAUACAUUUUUGAAGGAAAAAAGUUAGAAAAAAAGAUUCACAGACUCUUCAAUUUGAUAUAGUCAUAUAGCUUUAUAGCAAUUACAGUGUAGACAAGAGGACGUAAUUAAAAUAUGGAAAAUUUAUCAGCCACAUGGGUUAAAGUUAGGACUUCGAAUUAUAUAACCUUAUAGUAUUAUAGCAACUCUAUGUCAAGUUUUGCAUUCGUAAAUAAUUUCGAACUCCAGAUUUUAAUUUUUAAAAUAUGCCAUAACGAUGGUAGAGAAGUCGAAAACAGUUGGUACCCGAUUCUGUCCGUCUGUUUGUCGUCGUUUGAUCAAAAACCGAAAAUUUGAAUUUUCCCAAAAACGAACAUUCUUUGAACAGAAAAUAAAAUGUGUGUUGUACGAGAGAGGUACCCCCCCCCCCCCCCAAUAUAA